Messenger RNA from Hydractinia symbiolongicarpus, 1946 nucleotides. Its product is annotated as prolyl 4-hydroxylase subunit alpha-1-like. The transcript has 14 exons. NCBI's taxonomy places the organism in Eukaryota, Metazoa, Cnidaria, Hydrozoa, Anthoathecata, Hydractiniidae. The coding region runs from base 126 to 1763 and encodes 545 amino acids. Gene Ontology annotation, molecular function: iron ion binding; protein binding; L-ascorbic acid binding. The record is from RefSeq and is a predicted model, not a curated record. Gene Ontology annotation, biological process: peptidyl-proline hydroxylation to 4-hydroxy-L-proline. Gene Ontology annotation, cellular component: endoplasmic reticulum.
UUUGACUCUUUGGUUCGGCAAAAUAAACAUUGGGCAUAUUUAAAGAGAGAAGCAUAAAACGAAGAAGAAACACGACGACGAAAAAGGAAAUAUAUAAAAAAGAAUUAGGGAAGCAAAUAUCAACAAUGACGAGGUUAUACCUAUCCUCCAUUUUACUGACAAUUUUAUGUUCCUUCUCUCAAUAUUGUUAUUGCGAACCGAAAGGCAAUGUUUAUUCAGCGAUCUCACAUAUGGAACCAUUAAUAGAUAUCGAAAGAAGAUUAGUGAAAAUCGCAAGAGAAUAUCUAAAUCAGGAAAGACAUCAAUUAAAUGGGUUAAAACAGUUUGCUGACUCCGUCGAAGAGGCCAUGAACUUAUCAAAAGAUGAUCCCAUGAAAUACUUAGGGAAUCCAAUUAAUUCAUAUUUAAUUAUAAAAAGAUUUACUUCCGGUUGGAGUGAUUUAGGGGACCGGUUGUCUGUAGAUGAUAAAAAAUUAGAAGAUGUGAAAGUUUUACUUAAAUCCAACGAAAUGUAUAUGCCGACGUUUGAGAAGGAUAUGAUUGGUGCAACGGACGCCAUCUUGAGAUUACAAGACACAUAUGAUAUUACAGCUAAAGAGAUAUCUGACGGUAUCGUGGAAGGAACUACAAAGUCUUCACAUGUCCUUACUGCUCAAGAUUGUUUGGAUAUUGCAAGCAGAUCACACCAGGAGAAACGCUAUGUAAGAACCAUGGAAUGGUUGAAAGAAGCAGAGCGUAUUUUUCACGAUCCAUAUUUACAACAUCGGCGAGGAAACGCUACAGCGCUUGAAAUUAACGAAUUUUUGGCAUGGACGUAUUAUUUGGCAAAUGACAUGGAAGAAGCAUUGAGAUACACAAAUCUUGUGUUACAGGAAGAUCCUACAAAUGAAAAAGUUCUGCAAAAUCAGAAAAUUUAUUCAUGGUAUGUGAGCAGGAAAAGAAAGUCACCUGAAAACGAGGCUACGUAUAUGAAGAAAGCACAGGAAGUGUUAGAUGCAUUUGUUAAUUUGCAAUAUGUCAAAGCAUGUCGGGAUACUAAACCGAAGUUGUUAAAAAUUAAGAAUCACAAUCACCUUGUGUGUUUUUACAAACGCAAUGCACCCACAUUGACUUUAAAACCUCUUAAAGUUACCCGUAUGCAUGACAAUCCAGAAGUGUACAUCUUCCAUGAUCUCCUUCAAGAAAAUGAGAUGAAAGAAUUACGAAGAAUCGCGACACCGAGACUUAUGAAUGCACAAGUAGUUAACACAGAAACCAAUGAAAUAGGUGACUAUGUGGAAGCUGACUAUCGGAUUGCAAAAACAAUGUUUUUAAAUGAAAUGUUUCCAAGCGAUAAAAAGAUAUCAAACAAAUUAGAUCAAAGAUUCGGUGAAGUGACUGAAUUAAAUAUGAAGUACUCUGAGGAACUACAGAUGAACAAUUAUGGGUUGGGAGGUCAAUAUGAAUUUCAUCAUGAUCAUGGGUUACCUGGACAAGGAUUGGCGAAUCAUCCAGAUGGAAAUAGAAUUGCGACAUUGUUAUGUUAUUUAAGUGAUGUUGAACGAGGAGGGGAAACCGUUUUCACACAAAUCGGAUUAUCGGUUCCACCGAAGAAGGGUGAUGCUGUGUUUUGGUACAAUCUAUAUCGUAACGGGACAGGUAUACAAGAUACUGAACACGCGUCAUGUCCCGUUGUAUCUGGGUCAAAGUGGGUUGCAAAUAAAUGGAUUCAUGAACAUGGGAACGAAUUUAAAAGAAAAUGUUUGCUCAAUCGAUAUGAAUGAAAUAUUUUGGCGCGAAAAGACAGUUAGAUUGGUAGUUAUGGAGCAUUAUAUCGAGAGUUGGUUUUUUGUCAAAGAGGAUGUUGUAAAGGUUUAUAGAGAUUGUAACAGUGGACAGACAUAUAUAAACACAAAUUUUGUAAAUUUUAAAACUAUUAUUAUGAAUAGAAGCCAUUUUUGAAAUAA